This is a messenger RNA of Ostrea edulis (European flat oyster), 4027 nucleotides long. Its product is annotated as alpha-mannosidase 2-like. NCBI's taxonomy places the organism in Eukaryota, Metazoa, Mollusca, Bivalvia, Ostreida, Ostreidae. Bases 668 to 1240 code for a protein of 190 amino acids. The transcript is spliced from 4 exons. Gene Ontology annotation, molecular function: carbohydrate binding; catalytic activity. The record is from RefSeq and is a predicted model, not a curated record. Gene Ontology annotation, biological process: carbohydrate metabolic process.
GUAGAUUUAUGUACAGCACUGGUAUUAAAAAUUUUAUUGGGAAAGCCUUAACUCAACCGCGUAAUGUGAUAUGGAUAAACGGUAAAUUUGAUGAAUCAAUUUCAUAAGGAAUAUAAUAAAUAAAGCUAGAGAAAUCCCGGAGUUCUAAGAUCAUCAUUAGUGAAAAUAGACACGCAGAAGAAGUACGCAUUCCAGAGAAGAUCGUCACAACGGUGGAUUAUCGGGGGUAGAUAUGUUUGUGUGUGUGGACCAUACUUAUGGAUAGAACACCUGAAUGGUAUACACCUGGUGAUAAUCUGCUCUACACACCUGGAUCUUUGUUGUGGAAUUAUUAAUACAUCACAUUAAUUGGGUACACCUUGUGAUAAUCUGCUGUACACACCCGAAUCUUUGUUGUGAGAUUAUCAGUAGACCACCUCAAUGAUAUACACGUGAUGAUAAUCUGUUCUACACACCUGGAUAUUUGUUGUGGGAUUAUCAGGGUACGUGCAGGGAAACCGCGUCACCAUUGUUAUAUAGUUAAAAGAAUAGACCAAUACAUGUGACAUGUAUCGAAUGGGAUUAAGGAUUAUUGUGGUUUUCUUUGUUGUGAUAAAAUAGGGAUGUGGAACUAACGUUGAACAUUAGAAGAUAUAUAUGUAUCUUGGUGACAUGUGAAAUUCAGGUGAUGCUGGACAGGACGCUGAAUCAGGACGGCAUGAGAGGUCAAGGCCAAGGUAUACGAGACAAUACGCUGACCCCAAACAGGCUCAGACCUAUGUUUGAGUCCCGCAGUGCUCGUCCAAUCAAGGGCAAAACAAGUGGUUUUCCUUCACUCCAAGCUCACAUGUACCACCUGCACUUAGUCCAUACCAUUCAGAUUCUACCUCAGAAGAGCUCAGUCAGUGUACCGUCAUUGAUUUCCCAGCAUUCCUUCCUGUCGGGAUCUUUACUGUGCGAUGUGCACCUACCCAAUAGUUGGUCCUUACAGCUGAGUUAUGAUGGACCAAUCACACGGAGUGAUGACUCGGCACUCCUAUUACACAGACUAGGACUGGAUUGUGGGAUUUCAAGCCAUGGAUUACCUUGUACUGAUACACAGGGGAAGGUCAGAUUACGGGAUCUGUUCAGUGACACGCUAGGGGUGAAGGAGAUGCGGCGGACGUCCUUGACAUUACUACACGACAAAGGCCCCACAUCGCUAGAUAGUGACCUUACCUUGAAUCCCAUGGAAAUAUACAGUUUCAAGGUCAAAUGGUGAAUGUUUAUAAUGGGAGUGAUUUUGUAAUUGUUUUAUGUGAUAAACGGCCAUGUAGACUGAAGAUACUGUGAAACUGGGUGUGAUAAAAGGCUGUAUAGACAUGAGAUCCUGUGAAAUGCAUUGUGUUAAGACUGUAGAAAUUUCAAAUGCUGUGAAAUUGAGUAUGCUAGUGAGAUUUAUAGACUUGAGAUCAUUUGAUAUUUAGUGUGAUAAAAGCUCUACAACCAUGAAAUCCCGUGAAAUUGAGUGUGAUAAAAAUUGUAUAGACUUGUGAUCCUGUGAUAUUGAGUGUGAUAAGAGUUGUACAAAUUUCUUUUCCAGUGAAAUUGAGUGUGAAGUAAACUCUACACAUGUACAUACUUUUUAUGCUGUGAAAUUGAGUAUGAUAAAAGAUGUAUAUUCUUGGGAUCUUGUGAAAGUGAGUUUCAACUUUUUAUUGGACAGAAAGCUGCGCUAUCUGAGUAGGACUGUGUCAGAGAGUGUUUAGAUGUGAUCUUCAUUAUCCGACUAUGUCAUGUAAAUGAGCUUACAUCAGGCCAGGAUUUCUCGAAAAAGAACUGAAGUCGAAACUUGGACUAAAGUCUGAGAGUUUACUCAAAUAUUGACUGCUUAAAUAAAAGAAAACUGAAACUUAAGUUUGAGAUUUUUUUUUAUGAAAUCCAAGCCAGAUUUUGGACUCAAUUUAACGCGGGAAACAAAUAGUGUAAGAAUGAGAACGAGAUAGAAAGUAGGCUCAUUCAAUAUUUUAUAUUUGCUGAAACCAAGUCUUUAGGGAUGUUUGCAACACCACAUUUGGAUAUAUGUAGUUUUCAUAUGUAAAUAUGGUGCACAUGUAUCUGUUUGAAUUUUUUUUUAGGUUUUCGUGAGUUUUGUAGUACAUUGCACAAUUCUAAGCUGAAUUUAUUUCAGAGACAGUCUCAACAAAUGACCAAAAAACUAAAGGAGAUAUUUACUCUUGAAAGGUUUUAAUUUGUGAAUGGGAUUUCAUGUGAAGUCUGUGUUGAUGAUUGAAAUGGACGCUGGUGUGUCCAGGGGUCCGUGUUUGCCCAACUAUAUAUUUUGUAUUGCUUGUAGGAGUUUUGAGAUUGAUCACUGUUCGUUAUCUUCACCUUGCAUUAAGAUUACUCGAUGAAGGAGAUAUGUUUUAAAUAUUGUCAACCUUUCUAUCCCCGGUGACAAGAGACGGAGUUUCAAUGACAAGUGGUAUUGAGAUCCCGUUAACUAAAACAUUAUUUCAUUUUUGUUCAUCUCAAAUUUAAGAAAUAGUUGCUACUGACUUAUUUCCUCGUAAAAUAGGAAAUGUGCUUAGAUUUGGUGCCUAGAGGUUAAGGCUAAAUAUUGAUGUUUAUCAUAAUAACCCGUCUAUUAUGAGAAAGUAAUCUGUGUAAUAACUGGCUCCACACUUACUAUCUUUAAUCGCAAGUUAAUGGAAUUACUGCAUUUGACCUGCCUCCGUGUGGAGUAGAAAUAGUGUUUAGAUGAUGUUGCCUCAAGUUUUAGUACAAGAGUUUACAGAGAAACAGAUUGUUUUACUGAUGUUUUAUUGAUAAUUCGCUUACUAUAAUAUACUACAUACUGCAAUUUAACAAUUAACACAAUACAAUGAUAUAAUUCUACUACACUGGAGGUUGAAGAGAAACACGUUGUUUUUUGUGCAACACAAAUAUAUAUAUUAUGAUUGCCAACUUAUCAAGAUAAUGAUUUCAGAAACAUUUUAUAAAUACUCUACAUAUCAGUAACUUGGUGUCUUAUAAACCAGAAUGGUGCAAUCAUCUAGUGAUCAGAUAAUGUUAGUUUUCUCUCAAACCUACCAAAGGCAUCAGGGCAGUGUGACUGAUAUUGCCAGGUGAUCUAUAUUUUAUGAUGAUGUUUUGCUGACCCUAAUAUUGUUUUUAUGGAAUUAUAUUAAUUCAAUUCAGGAUUGGUAUUUCAAUUCUGUGAUUUUUUUAAAUAAACAGGUGCGUGUUUCAUGGAUUAUCUGUUUCCCUAUCCACCCUUCAGUUUUUGAAAUCCCGACCUCCUGCGCUGUUCCCUGCGAGAAGCGUGUCUAUACAUACCAAAUUGUAAUAGUAUCAUUAGCGGAUGUGGAAAUAUCUUGUAUGUCACAAACAUGUUACCACACCCAUCAAGUAUUUAUGUGUAUUGUAUGGAUGCAUGGAUGUUGACUUAUAAAAAAGUCAGGAAUGAUAUUCAAAUCCCUGCAGAAUAUCGGAUGUGAAAGAAUACUGUCGUUGUGUAUGUGUUGUUUUUUGUAUUUAAAUGACAUGUAUUAUUUUAUUUUAUUGGUGAUAUGAAUGUGAAUCAGUGAUGUUUAAUGCUAUAUAUACUGUGAUACACGUAAAACAAUGUCCCAUUAUGUCUGAAGUAUGAAAAUUGAUUCAUUACGUAUCAUGUAUGGAUGGCCAUAAUGCGUGAAACAUGUAUGUGUAUAGUUUUUAUUGGAUACAUGUACGAAUGUAUGAUAAUUUAUGACUGUCCGAUUAUCUUGGAUACUUAACCUCAUUAGUAUAUGACGUUUAGAUGUUAUUUUGAUGUCAUGUUCAUAUGACCUUUCGUGGUUAUUGUGACGACAUACGUGAUGCUUAGAGGUUAUUAUAAAGACGUCCAUGUGAUGUUUAUCGGUUAUUGUGACGUCGUAUUCACGUGAUAAACGUUGUGUAGGAUCGUCCUAUUUAACAUCUGCUGAUAACAGUCGUCCUUGUUUUAUGUCGGGUGUAACCAGUGAUAACAUUACAAUUACAUUCCAUACUCUCAUCGCUGUUUGCUAAUAAAUCUUCUAUCAUGUUA